AUGUCACAUCGAAAAUUUUCGGCUCCCCGACAUGGGUCAAUGGGUUUCACGCCUAAAAAACGCUCAAAACGUCAUCGGGGUAAAGUGAAGGCAUUUCCCAAAGAUGAUCCCUCGAAACCCAUUCAUUUGACGGCGUUUAUGGGAUUCAAAGCUGGCAUGACUCAUGUUGUUCGUGAAGUCGAUAAACCAGGAUCGAAAGUCAAUAAAAAGGAAGUGGUGGAAGCGGUGACUGUUUUGGAGACGCCUCCGUUGAUCAUUGUAGGUGUGGUAGGUUAUAUCGAUACACCACGUGGUCCACGACAGUUUAAAACUGUUUGGGCUGAGCAUUUAUCUGAAGACUGUCGGCGUCGUUUUUACAAAAAUUGGCAUUCAUCAAAGAAGAAGGCAUUCCAAAAGCUUGCAAAGAAAUGGCAGGAUGAGGAUGGAUUGAAAUCAAUACAAGCUGAUUUAGCCAAGAUGAAAAAAUAUUGUUCGAUGAUUCGUGUCAUAGCCCAUACACAGAUGAAAGUUAUGAAACAUCGGGAAAAAAAAGCGCAUAUCAUGGAAAUACAAAUCAACGGUGGCACUGUCCCAGAGAAAGUUGAUUGGGCGUAUGAACACUUCGAGAAACAAGUAUCAGUAGAUUCGGUGUUUGCCCAAGAUGAAAUGAUUGAUGUGAUUGGUGUUACCAAAGGGAAAGGUUUCAAAGGUGUUACAAGUCGUUGGCACACGAAAAAGUUGCCGCGAAAAACACAUAAGGGUCUUCGAAAGGUUGCAUGUAUCGGUGCGUGGCAUCCAUCUCGAGUACAGUUUACUGUAGCUAGAGCAGGUCAGAAAGGUUAUCAUCAUCGCACAGAAAUUAACAAGAAAAUUUAUCGUCUGGGAAAAUCUUGCCUCACUGAAGAAGGAAAGAAAAAUGGAUGCACGGAGUAUGAUAUAACAGAGAAAUCCAUCAAUCCAAUGGGUGGCUUCCCUCAUUAUGGCUUAGUUAAUCAGGACUUUAUUCUCAUUCGUGGUUGUUGUAUGGGUUCCAAGAAGAGGCCUAUCACAUUGAGGAAAUCAUUGAUGGUACAGACAAAGCGUUUCGCUCAUGAAAAAAUCAAUUUGAAAUGGAUUGAUACCAGUUCCAAAUUUGGCCAUGGUCGAUUCCAGACUCACGCUGAAAAGAAAUCGUUCAUGGGCAGAUUGAAAAAAGAUAUACUUGCUGCACAAUGA
This is a messenger RNA of Thelazia callipaeda (thelaziosis nematode), 1194 nucleotides long. The record is from the annotation of a GenBank genome assembly. NCBI's taxonomy places the organism in Eukaryota, Metazoa, Nematoda, Chromadorea, Rhabditida, Thelaziidae.